AUGGCUUCUGUGCCUGGUUUUGAUUUCACCCAUGAGAACCAUGCUGCAAAUCUUCUCAAAGGUAUCCAGGAUAUGAAAUUUCAAAGAAAAUUCUUUGAUGUAGUCAUCUGUGUUGGCGAACAUGAAUUUCCCUGUCACCGAGUUGUGGUUGCAUCAUGUAGCACUUAUUUCCAGGCGUUAUUUUCUCAUGAUCUCAAAAACCAGACUAGAGUGUCCUUACACGAAGUGGACCCCACCUCAUUGGGAUUAAUUAUUGAAUUCAUGUACACAUCCAAACUUACUUUGACUGAUGACAAUGUUCAGUCUUUAUUGGAAACAUCAGAUUUAAUUCAAGUACUUGAAAUCAAAAAUGCCUGUGCCACAUACUUGGAGAGACAAAUUGAUUUUACCAACUGUCUUGGCAUUCAACAGUUUGCUGAACUUCACACCUGUCAAGCUUUAAGUAAGAAAGCCAAGAUGUUUAUCAUGGAAAAUUUCUCUGAAGUAAGCAAAGAGGAAGAAUUGUUAGCGCUUCCCAAGGAUUCAUUACUGGUGUACUUGUCAUCAGAUAAUGUACAGGUGCGCAGAGAAGAAGAUAUUUUGGAAGCUGUUUUGGCUUGGAGUCAUCAAGAAGAAGCUCGGGAACAAAUUUUAUUCAAACUUCUUAACUUUGUGCGAUUUAUGUUCAUAGAUGAAAAGUAUCUUGAAGAGAAGAUUCAAACACAUGAAGCGUUGAAAAGGUGGGAUGGUCUUAAUGAUAUGCUCAAAAAGGUGAAACAGUACAGAACUAUGACAGCAACUGAACUCUCCUCAAUACCUUGCUGCCAAUCACGCGUGUUUUCGGAAAUAGUAGUUAUUCUUGGUGGUAAUGUUGUGGGGCACGAAUGUCAAGUACAAGUCUAUGAUCCAAAAACCAGAAAAUGGAGCAGCUUACCGGAGCUUCCUCUUCACAAAGACCAAGUAGCUACCGCUGUUUCAUUGGGAAACAACAUUUUUGUUUCUUCACGUAGAGGAAAAUCUCUUUUGUACAAAUGGCAACAAAAGAAAUGGUUGCAUAAAUCUAGUCCGUUAUUGAAAGGGAGAUGGUCUCAGAGAUGUGUAGUAUUGGAUGGAUGGGUUUAUGCACUGGGCGGCAAAGAUGUUAACUGGGCCAGUGUCACUAGUGUUGAGAAGUAUAACCCUGCUAAAAAUACUUGGACUGAGACAACACCAAUGAUUCACACAGCUAGAAAGCCUGGCGUUACAGUAUGCCAUGGUAAAAUAUAUGUAAUUGGAGGCUAUUCUGAUGUUAACCCUCCACCUAGUCAGUGCUAUGAUCCUCUCUUAGAUCAAUGGAGUAUUGUUUCUUCCUGUCCUACUCUCACAGCGCAACAACCAGCUUGCACUGCUGUCACAUUGAACGGUGCUAUUUAUGUGAUAUGUGAUGUCACUGGUGUGCUGUAUUGUUACGAUCCUUUGAUUGACUCAUGGCAACUUAAAUCGCCUCAAAUUGUUGGUCGCACUGACCCAGGCAUGACUGUGUGCAAUGGCAGAAUAUAUGUAUUUGGUGGUUAUUACCAAAGCAACCUGGGUGCAGUAGAAACUAUAGAAACAUAUGAUGUUGUUGAUGAUACUUGGACUACUGUUGGUUAUAUGCCAGUUGCUGUGUAUAGACAUGGCUGUGUUACAAUCAGAAGACUGGGACAUUGA
Saccoglossus kowalevskii is the source of this 1668-nucleotide messenger RNA. RefSeq names its product kelch-like protein 24. The record is from RefSeq and is a predicted model, not a curated record. Gene Ontology annotation, molecular function: protein binding. NCBI's taxonomy places the organism in Eukaryota, Metazoa, Hemichordata, Enteropneusta, Harrimaniidae.